Molecule: messenger RNA, 486 nt
Organism: Orbilia oligospora ATCC 24927
Lineage: Eukaryota; Fungi; Ascomycota; Orbiliomycetes; Orbiliales; Orbiliaceae
Exons: 1
Coding region: 1-486 (161 amino acids)
Source: RefSeq, a predicted model, not a curated record
AUGCCUCGCGCCAAGAAACCCAGCGGCAACAAGCUUGUCGUUUCAGAGGUCCCAACGGGCCGUACUGAUAAUGCCGUUAUCAUCACACUCUCCAAAGAAGAACUUCAAAAAUACAUCAACCGCGAAAAAACCCACUUCUUCCGCGUUAAUCCAUGGAACCAGAACGUCACUAAAGUCUGGCUCUACAUCAAGGAUCCUGUCAAAUGUAUCACUCAUGUCGCAAUGGUCGGCCCUCUCAAGGCAAAGGGCGAACUCGGACCAUUGGGCAGAUCCAAUGUCGCCUUCAAUUCUGGUAUUCUCAACAAUGGACGCCACAAGCUUAAGGCCGCAUACGAAAUCACGAGCAUUCUCAAACUCUCCAGAGACAUGGAGUUCAUGCACAUAAUCGAAAAUCGAUAUUCCAAACCCACUGCCAACGGGAAUGUCUAUGCUGACAAGCUGAUGUCCAAUGAGCUAGAAGAGGUUCCUCUUCACAGGAUUUUCUAA